AUGUCAUCGGCUUCGAGAAAGUCGCUUCAACAGCUUCACAGCCGCAUAAACAGCAUACAGGGUGUCGAUGGAAGAGGUCGAUCUGAUUCGAGCGCCAGGCAGUUAGCCGUAAGCCACGACGAUGCCUAUACCUAUGCCCUACGAAUCGCAUAUCUACAUUACCUUCUCCAACCCAAAACGAAACGAAAGCAAUGGGUUCCUGCACCGAAGCCUGCGGCCCGGACAUAUACGUCCAAUGUCGGGGACUUGGUUAGAGAGUUUGUUCCGGGCAACUCUAGUAGCGUAAAGCUUCCCCAUAACUUUCGCACUCCGCUCGAGAAGAGGUUAGAACGAGUCAUCAUGGGUGCCGAAAAAUUGCCUGGAUAUAAUGAACCUGCUGUUAAGAAGACCUUCGCCCAGGCCUACACAGCAUUUACGGAACAGGCCUUCCGCAAGAACAUGGAUAAAGAGCGCAAGGUCGAACCACUGGUGUUGAUAUUUUAUUCAGCUGCUACCAAGGCCUGUAGUCUCGGCCACGAGCGAAACGAUGAUUCGUGGAAGCUUCUGGUAGACCGGCAUGUUGCCCUCUUUAUCAGGCUCCUAACCAGCAUAUUACGCGAUCAGGGGCAUGAGCGAGAUAAGCCGGACCUCAUGACCAGGCUAAAUACUCUAGAAAAUAAGCUCCUAACCAACGACCAGAAUCUGUACAUUGAUACCGGUCAGAGCUCGGGUCAAACGAUUGAGGUAGUGGUGCCGCUAAGUUACGAUGUCAAAGAUAUGCUUAUGGUCCAAGUUGUUGCGAGGAUCUUCGGUCUUUCUCAUUCUGACGUUCAGGGCCAUAUCGAUGCCCAGCGUCAAGUCUGGACCGAGGAGGCUGCUCUGAAGGAUCUUAAGUCAUACCAGCAUCGACUAAAUUCUAAUGCAAGCGGCGCCUUGGGGAGCCAGGAUUUUAAUACCGACGAGGCCUACCAGGAAUGGAAGAAGGCAGAGGCGCCUUUUCUUUCCCAGAUGAUGAUGGAAGUCCUAACGACUCAGCCAGAAUUAGCGAGGAGGUCUACCGCUUUCUAUGCAAGCUCCGAUAAAGCGUUACCUUUGAGCCCUGGCUCGGCACAUCCAGAUGAUAAAAGAGCAUCCAUGUUUGGCAUUGACCACGCAUUGAAUCUUGGAUCCAUGUCCCUUGAAGAUGUUGGCAGCAUCAGGACUGUAGACGAGCCUAAUUAUACCUUCAUCCCCCCUGAUCCCCGGGAGUUUUUCAAGGUCAUCACCAAAUACGCCCUUGAGUUCGAUGCUAUGCACGACGAUGAAACUGAGCAAUCAAAUCUAUUCUCGAAGUCAUCAAUGGAAUUGCUAACAGAACUAUGCGUCCGCUGGCGGAUUCCGCAGUUUACUCGUCUUGUCGUCUUCUUAGAGGUGGCGGCCCGCAGGUUUACUGAUACAAUGUUCACUGUGAUUGAUUUGGAUAAUGCUUUUGAUCUGGUCAAGAUCCCGCCGCCAGAAGCGAAAAAGCCACCACACAUCUACCUCCAUAAUGAGAGCCUUGAAACUAUAGAUAGGAGCAAGUGGACUACCACGGACUACACUGUGUAUCAAAAAACCCUAUAUACACUAAACGACACACUCCUGCGCGACCUUUACGAUACCUUGAUGCAUUGUUACGAACCCAAACCUCCGUCCGUCGGGCCAGCGCUACACGUGUUACAAACCCAUAUAUUUGGCGACCCUAGUUUCUCGCGAAGAGAUGAAGACGCACAGGAGUACACCCGUAUUCUGCAAACCGGCUUACAGGAGCAGGCGGCACUCGUUUACCGCGGAUUUCUAGAUGCCGAGAUCCCACCAAAACAGCAGGACUGGAAUUUUAGCCAUGUAGUUCAACUUGGAAAUUCAGUCGUGAAAUUAUGCGAAAGGAUUCAAAAGCGAUACAAGAAAAACCCAGAGAUAUUGGGCGUCAACCCACUGACCGUGCUCGUGGAGACCAUGUUUCCCAAUUUCGAGGACGACGCCCAUGAUCUAAUAGGGAGAAUUGUGCAAGUCGCCAAGGAUCGAGGGGAAGAGCUAGCAAUUCAAGAUGGGUUUGAUUUGUACAAGGAACUCGUAGAAAUUCGACGUAUCCAUAGAACAUCUCUCCCGGGCCGACCUUUCACGUUCGAUGUUGAGGAGUUACUUGUAGACUUUGUUUGGCGUUGGAUUCAGAAUGCCGAAACUCGGGCCGAGGAGUUCGUUGUGGAAGCCAUUAAGCAGGAUCCAUUCCAAGUACGAGGUCAUGGGCCGGGUCAUAUUUCGUUAGAUUCGGAGCGUCACAGCCAUUCAAUUAUCGAUAUGUUUCAACUCUUUCACCAGACUGCGGAUCAGGUCUUCCAACUUGGAUGGGACAACGAUAUCCACCACGCUAGAUUUAUGACCACGCUGUCCAAGAUAUUCGCCAACAGCAUUGCCCAGUAUUGUGAGAUUGUGGACCAACGAUUCGUGAAAGAGAUGGACACGCCAAGGCCAAACGAGAAAGAAGCGGCAGCAUCAACCCAAACGACGCAAGGAAGAUUUAUGCAAUAUGCUAAAGAUGCCUGGAAUACCAAGGACAAGAUUGAGCCCUUCCAAUUUUACCCAGAGUCUUUAGUAAAGCUCAAUAACAUCGAAUGGGCAAUGCAGGAGCUUGAUAAGCUCGAGAGGUCCAUGAAUGUUGAUGCUUGUGCUGAUAUACUUGAAAAAGCUGAUGCGCCUAAGAAGCAAGUCAGACGGCCAGCCAAGUAUGUCUUUACGAUCAAAAUAGUCGAAGCCGAGGAAAUUAAGGCCUGUGAUCCGAACGGAACAAGCGACCCAUACGUAGUACUUGUGGACGAAUAUCAAAAGCGUUUACACAAAACACGAAUUGUCAUGAGAAGUCUCAAUCCUCGAUGGGAUGAGUCUGUCGAUGUCACGGUUUCAGGGCCUCUUAACAUUGUAGCUACGAUCUGGGACUACGAUACUUUCGGUGAUCACGACUUUGUUGGAAGAACCUCAUUGAAAUUAGACCCCAUACACUUUAGUGAUUAUCUCCCUAGAGAGUUCUGGCUCGACCUUGACACGCAAGGCAGAGUUCUUCUAAGAAUCAGUAUGGAGGGAGAACGAGAUGACAUCCAGUUCUACUUCGGAAAGGCAUUCCGACAUCUCAAGAGGACAGAACGAGAUAUGGUCCGUAAAAUUACAGACAAGCUCACGCGACACAUCAACGCGUCGCUCUCUUAUGAAGCUUUACGCAACCUACUUGGGCGUAACAUCACUUCGCAAGUCGGUUCGUUCUUCAAACGAUCGUCGACGAUCCCACAAGUCACGGGCACUGAAAUUGAAAACGCGUUGCAAUCCCUCUUCGCAUACUUCAACGACAACUUCGCCACGAUGAAGGAGACAUUGACAGAAGCCACUAUGGUUGCAGUUAUGACGCGUCUGUGGAAAGAAGUGCUAAUGGCCAUCGAGUCACUUCUCGUGCCACCCCUGUCAGAGAAACCGUCUAAUCAACGGCCGCUCAGCCAGCGUGAGCUCGACGUAGUCUACAGAUGGCUGGAGCUCCUUUUCGAGUUCUUCAACGCCAAAGAUGAGGACGGAGAGGUUCUCGGUGUGCCCAUAGAAGUCCUCAAAUCGCCUAAGUAUCACGAGCUCGCCUCGCUCAACUUUUUCUACUUCGACACCACCGACAACCUGAUCCGCACAUCGGAACGCAUGGCGGCAGCUACAGCACAGCGCCAGCAACAGCAACUCCAAGGCCAGAUGAGCUCGAACCGGCUCUCGGCACCCGCAACGUUGGGCACGUCACUAGGGACCGGUGCGCAUGCCGGCCCUGCCUUCGCCAGCAUGGGCACUAUCCGCAGGGGCAAGAGUAUCAUGAUGAGCCGUAACCUUGGCACUAUGCGCCGCGCCAAAGAGGAGAAACGCAAGGAGGCCCAAGCCGACCCCUCCGACGACAUGAUCCUACGUAUCCUACGCAUGCGACCCGAGGCCGCCGGUUACCUCAAAGAGAGGCACCGCCAAAAGGAGCGCAUGGCUGCCGCCGCCGCUGCCGCUAUGAUUGUCAAGCAAAGCGUCACACAGGGCUGGAACACGCCCGGUAGUAAUUUUGGGCGAGGUGGCGUCCCACGGCGCUGA
Hypoxylon fragiforme is the source of this 4092-nucleotide messenger RNA. RefSeq lists its product as uncharacterized. The record is from RefSeq and is a predicted model, not a curated record. The coding region runs from base 1 to 4092 and encodes 1363 amino acids. NCBI's taxonomy places the organism in Eukaryota, Fungi, Ascomycota, Sordariomycetes, Xylariales, Hypoxylaceae. The transcript has 3 exons.